CGGUUCCGCGUAAACGCGCACAGCAUUCGGCACGUCUGUCGGACGACUUGCCGCUGGCCUCUGCGUCUGACUAACAACCAACCUUACCUACUGAUCGCCUGAAUCGGAAAACAAGCGCGCCCCACGUAUUUACACGAGUUUCGUCGUUGCCUCGCGUGUCACCCAAAAGACUUUAUCGAUUUGAAUAUUUGACUUUUGCCGCCCUUUUGCCUCAAUCCUUUCUCGGAUAAUCGAGGAGGGUGCAAUUUUUCAUUUGGAAAAAAAAAAAUAAAUCGAGGCUGAAUUUGUACUUUUGUGAAGUGCACUUGGCGAAUUCUCGUGCUAUUGUAACAGACUUUUUUUGGCGGGAAAUUUGUCUUUCCAUGACGCGCGACAGUGCGGAUUUAAAUGUGUGCGUGAAAUUAACACUGUGCUUGGCUACGUGACUGUGCGGCUAAGUCUGUGCAAUUGGUAUUGUCGAUUUGGACGGGAAAAGUGCGAAAAAUUUGAAAUUUCAAUUUUUCUCACCUUCGUUAUCUAUCCUUGACUUUAUCAAUUUUUCGAUCUAACACGUGGUCCAUUUUUAUUUGAAAAAAGUGCACUUGCCAGUAAAGUGCAUUCGCUUAACGUCUGAUUCAUACUACGUGGAAGGUAGUGGAGAAUGAGCGUGGUGGCUGCUUUUAUCACUAAGAAGCUUAUCGCACAUUGACGAAGCUUAUCUCGUUCUCGGAAACUGAUUUUCUCCUGGUCCAGUCGUUCCAGACUGUUUUAAACUUUCCAAGGACCACUUUGCUCCUGUGCGUUACGAAACUUGGAAGAUCAUACGUAUCAUCAUGAUUCCCGUCGAGGGUCGAUGAUUGCUAUCAGUACGCGCAACUAAAGGGUUAAUAAGAUAAUAUGGUUACGCCUCGUUUCGACUGGCUUAGAAUUCAACUGGAUAGUCCGAGACGUGACAGAAUUACCUGAUACGUGUAUCCUGACUCGUGGCGAGUGGAAUUGCUCGUGGAACAUCCCCUGGGUAGGGAUGUACGUGAAAAAAUGUACCGUCCUAGGAAUAAUGAUAAAGCUAAAUAAAAAUGCCCGAUUGGAACGAAGAACCGGAUGAGAAAUUAAACUGUGGAAAAAAAACCUCCAAUUCACGCUUCUUGCCCAAUAAUUAAUUCGACUUUAAAAACUGUGCGUAAGAUCGACAAUUCGCUAAGCGAAAGGAAAAAGAAGUUUGUCGGGGGUUAACAAGGGUCGAGCAUACCGAAGAAAACUGUUGGGAAGGAAAUCCUGUGUUGUCCAAGAGAAGGGAUCGGAGUUUCUCUUUUUGAGCAAAAAGAGAAACAUGUUUCUUUAAUUAAAAGUGGAGAACGACAGUUCGGACGUUUAUACCGGGUGUGAUAAAAAUUUUUUAAAAAUUUUUCUCACUGUUGCCACAAAUUCAAGAUGCAGUGGGAGGUCAAUUUAGUGUUCAAAAAAAAAUUUUUUUUUUUCUAAUUGAAAAUACGUGAGUGAUAAUCGUGAGUGAUAAUAAAGGGGAAACAUUUUUUUUUUUGAAAAUCAGUCACGUUCACUUUGAUACUGUGGGUGUCACGUGAUGAUACGUUGUACGCGAUGUGCCGUUUCGGUGUCUGUUUAAAGAGGGUCGAUCGUCCCUGAGGAAUUAUUAUCUUCAUAGGUUCCAGGGUGUUCGGCUUGAGCUAGCUUAAUGAGUGCUUCAAUCAAGAGUCUCGUAACCUGAAGAAGCGAUCAAGAUCGUCUUCGUCCUCGUGACUUAACUCGUAGGGAUUUACCCUGAAGGGGGAUGACGAGACAUAGUGGCACGUAGGGGUUGGCCCUUCUCGUUUCGGAGAUGAGGCUCUCUGGGCAACGUACCACCCUUACCCUGACCCUCGUCCUCCUGGCCAUUUAUACGAGCGCCGUACGAGCUGGUGAGCAGGAGAAAGAAAUUUGGUAUGAAUCUGCCGCGAGGGCAAUCGAAGCACGUGUCCGUGCUGCUGCCACGUCCAGUGGCACCAGCACAUCCCCAACCGCUGUCGCAAGGGGUGUCGUCUUCUUCGUAGGCGACGGCAUGGGUAUGAGUACCCUGACAGCCGCCAGGAUAUUAUCAGGUCAACGUCAUGGAAACACUGGGGAGGAAGCGCAACUCGCCUGGGACAGUUUUCCAGCAGUGGCGCUCGCACGGACUUACAACAUGGAUGCACAAGUCGGCGAAUCUUCAGCAUGCGCGACAGCCUUAAUGUGUGGCGUUAAGGCGAACUACGAGACCGUCGGACUAGAUUCGUCGGCGCGCUUUGAAAACUGUUUAUCCAGCUUGAAUGCACACGUGCCGUCUUUAAUUAGCUGGGCGCAGGAACAAGGAAAAUCUACAGGCCUCGUUACCACCACCAGAGUGACACAUGCUACCCCAGCUGCACUUUACGCACAUGCUUCUAGUCGCUACUGGGAAGAUGAUGGCAAAGUACCACCUACUGCACGAACCUCCUGCAAGGAUAUAGCGAGACAAUUAUUGGAGGACGAGCCAGGACGUGACAUUAAUGUUAUACUCGGUGGUGGUAGACGUCACUUCGUACCUAAAGUCACAUUGGAUCCCGAAGAGCCAGAUAAAGAAGGACGCCGAUUGGAUGGUAGAAACUUAAUAGAAGAAUGGUCACGUAAUCAUCGUUUGCGAAAUCUGGCAGCCGAAUACGUAUCUAACAAGGAAGAGUUUGACAAUGUGGAUCCACGAAAAGUUGAUCAUUUAUUAGGUCUUUUUUCAUAUUCUCAUAUGGAUUUCGACGUGGAUCGCAACACGAACGACACCGGCGAUCCUUCUUUGACGGAAAUGACGAUUAAGGCUCUCCGAAUACUUAUGAAAAAUCCCGAAGGAUUUUUUUUAUUCGUGGAAGGUGGCAGAAUCGAUCACGCUCAUCACUACAAUAACGCCUACAGGGCGCUCGACGAGACUCUGGCACUGGAGGAAGCCGUCAAGGCCGUCAUGGACGAAGUUGACCUGACGGAAACUCUGCUGGUCGUUACAGCAGAUCAUUCGCACGUGUUAACCUUAGGCGGAUUGGCGACUCAUCGCGGAAAUCCAAUUCUCGGAUCCGACAGUAAAGUAUCUGACGUGGAUGGAAAGCCGUAUACGACCUUGCUGUAUAGUAAUGGACCAGGACACACGGAGCCAAGAUCAGUCUUGAGGGAAGCUGGAAAGGACUCGAUACAGACUGCGGGGGUUCCCCGUGCAUGGGCGACACACGGUGGUGAGGAUGUACCCGUUUUUGCGAUUGGACCUCUGGCGAUGACCCUGUUCUCCGGAAGUGUCGAUCAAAGCUACAUACCCCACGCCAUAUCCUACGUGGCCUGUUUGGCGCAUCAUGCUAGUCGCUGCUCAAGGGAAUCCGCAAUGAACGACACGAUUACUCCCAUAAGCUGCCCUUCGGCUGAACCGAACAGCGCAGCCAUAUCCAGUGACGUAAUGAACGACCAAGCCAGAAACACCCCGACAAAGUCUGGCUGCAACCCUCUAAGCACGUGGGUCAACCAAUCAGCUAUCAUUCCACUUUUGAUCUUUGGACUGCUGCUGGAUAUCCUGGUGAAAAGUUAAUGACCGGUGUUGCGGUGACGUCACCGAUAAUAAUAGCCCUUGUCAUUGGACUAAUGACACAAUGGUUUGCGGUUUCGCUGACAUCCUGCUUGGGUCGAUGACGAAUAUAACGUGUGUGAUACGUAUAAUUUAUCAUGUUGAAAGGUGUAUAUAGUAUGUGUUUGUUAUAAAGAAAAAUUUAUAAGUUUGAUGUUCGGGGGGUUGUAUAAUUAUAUUUAUGCAAUGGACUGUACCGACAUAGCGUUUAUACCGUGUUUCGAGGAUUCAAUUGAGCUCCGUGGAUAUUAUUAUUAUUAUAAUUGUAAGCGUGUGUAAUUGGGGUGAGUGGAUCGUAAGGGCGUGAAAUUAAUGUUUAAUUAAAAUUCUGUAAUCAAAAUGUGCCCGGAUGUCUUGCAACGAAUAACGUAAAUAGCUGUCGUUCAACGAUCCCUCCAAGGGUUGCUUGUGUUUAUUAUAAAAUCCUCGAAGGGUAAUUAAUCUUGGAGAAUAAGGUUAACACGAGAGACACAAUAAUGGCGGUGCUGCUGGUAAUAAUUAAUUACUCUUAUUCAGUGGGUGUAAUUGGGGGAUGGAUCGUGGACGAUUGGCUGGACAUUAAAAUUGCAACUCUGAGGGACGGAUCAUUCCAGAUGAUUUAGAUCGAUGUGAUUACGAUGAUGAAAAAGUGAAUUCCAUUCAGUAGGACAUUCGAAUUAUUAAGUUAAGCGAGUGAAGUACGCUUUGAUAAAUAUCUGUGAAAAGUUAUCGGAAACACACUCUGGGGCCAACUAUAGCGAGACGGGUCAAGGCCAUGAAUUUUAAAUUUGACUCGAUAUCUUCGUUUAUUUUUUUUUUUCUUCCCUUUGAAUCAGUCAAUUUACAAUUUCAAAAUACAAUUUACCGCCGAAAUGCUUCCUCGAACAAAUGGAGCCAAGACAUUAUUGUAAGAAUACAAGUAAAUAGACCCAUCACGUAUCUAAUCAAGCGACCAGAAUUUUGGAAAAUUUAAUUAAAACAAAGGUCAUUGCACUUUAAUGUUAUAAAGCAAUAACGAAUCUUAUAGUUACUACUGUAUACGUUGCCAAUACCCAAUCAGCCUAUAUAUAUAUACGUAUAUAUAAUUAAAUUUGAUUAAUCACAAGAUUUCAUAAUUUCAGGCUUUCAAUUGUAACCUGCACCUACUAAUUCGGAUCGGUCAAUUAAUUCCAAUUGAAUAACCUGUAUGCAUUUCCUUAACUGACCGCAAAGAUCUCUGCAAGCAUUAAUUUAUUACAUAGUUUAAUUAUUCGUUCGUACAAUGCAAAAGCAAAAGAUUUUAUCAUGUUGAGCAAUGCGUUUAAUUUAUGCUUAGACUAAAUGAUGUUAUUGUUUAAAUAAAAUUGCCAGGCUGUACGAGUAGCAGCCAAUAUUACGUUCUCUCUAUUGUCACUGUUUGUAAAUACUAGAUGCAAGUAUCGUUAUCACGAUAAUUAAUCGCAAAUGCAAUUAUCGCAUCCAACGGCUGUAUAUAAGAAUUAUCAAGUAGCAACGUCAAUGCGAAUAUCGCCUGAUGAAUAUUCGAUUGGACUCAAAUAUUCACAGUGAUAAUUCCUUGCCGAAGAGAAUUUGCUAUGGAUCCAGGUUACCGGUAGCAAAAAUAUUGAUAAUGAUAAUUAUUAAUAAUUAUAAUAAUGAAUGAAAGUGAGAAACAGCACGAAACGAACUCACUAAUCUAUAUUUCUGUAAAUAACGUAAACGCGAAUGAUCACAAAUGGAAUUUAUUAUAGAAAUAUCUGUAUACUAUUGUUUUGUAAAGAAAGUGACGAAGAGAAAGAAAGAAAGAAAGGAAAUUGAGAA
Messenger RNA from Cephus cinctus (wheat stem sawfly), 5365 nucleotides. RefSeq names its product alkaline phosphatase. The record is from RefSeq and is a predicted model, not a curated record. Gene Ontology annotation, molecular function: alkaline phosphatase activity. Bases 1817 to 3550 code for a protein of 577 amino acids. Gene Ontology annotation, biological process: dephosphorylation. NCBI's taxonomy places the organism in Eukaryota, Metazoa, Arthropoda, Insecta, Hymenoptera, Cephidae. The transcript has 9 exons.